This is a messenger RNA of Microthlaspi erraticum, 468 nucleotides long. NCBI's taxonomy places the organism in Eukaryota, Viridiplantae, Streptophyta, Magnoliopsida, Brassicales, Brassicaceae. The record is from the annotation of a GenBank genome assembly.
AUGCCAGUAUCAGCUCCAUCUCCGCCUCGUCUUCAAUCUCCCUUCAUUCACCGUCCCAUCACUCUCUCUCCCCGAUUGAUCUCCGCGAGGAAGCUCCGGUCGCCGGCAACAACGUCUUAUCCCCGAAUCAAAUCAGAAGUCGAUCAGAACACGGUAAUCGCAAUUUCAGUCGGCGUCGCGAGCGUCGCAUUAGGAAUCGGAAUCCCUGUGUUCUACGAAACGCAAAUCGACAAUGCCGCUAAGCGAGAGAAUACACAACCUUGUUUUCCCUGCAAUGGAACCGGAGCUCAGAAAUGCAGAUUGUGUGUGGGAAGUGGUAACGUGACGGUAGAGCUUGGUGGAGGAGAGAAAGAAGUCUCCAACUGCAUCAACUGUGACGGUGCUGGCUCCUUGACCUGCACUACUUGUCAAGGCUCUGGUGUUCAACCUCGUUACCUCGAUCGAAGGGAGUUCAAGGACGAUGACUAG